Molecule: messenger RNA, 852 nt
Organism: Microsporum canis CBS 113480
Lineage: Eukaryota; Fungi; Ascomycota; Eurotiomycetes; Onygenales; Arthrodermataceae
Product: folate carrier protein
Exons: 3
Coding region: 1-852 (283 amino acids)
Biological process (GO): nucleotide transport; folate import into mitochondrion
Cellular component (GO): mitochondrion
Molecular function (GO): FAD transmembrane transporter activity; folic acid transmembrane transporter activity
Source: RefSeq, a predicted model, not a curated record
AUGAAUGACAAUAAUGGUCUUUCCGCAUCGUUGGUCGAGACGAUAGCUGGCUUUACUGCCGGCGUUUGCUCAACUCUGGUCGUCCACCCGCUUGAUAUUGUCAAGACAAGGCUCCAAGUGGACCGGUUUUCCUCCUCACGCAUUGGUAGCUCGCUCCGCAUUAUCCGUGACAUAUCUCUCAAUGAAGGUGGAAUACAGGCAUUCUAUCGAGGCCUUACGCCUAAUCUUGUCGGAAACUCCGUGAGCUGGGGCUUAUAUUUCCUAUGGUACGGGGUCCUGACAACCAUACUUACCAAUCCAAUAUGGGUUAUCAAAACACGAAUGCUUUCCACCGGCGCUCAUGUACCAGGCGCAUAUCCCUCAAUGAUCUCAGGACUCCGACAGAUAUACCGUACAGAAGGCAUUAGUGGCUUCUACCAGGGGUUGGUCCCUGCUAUGUUUGGGGUAAGCCACGGUGCUUUGCAAUUUAUGGCAUACGAAGAGUUGAAGAGAUACCGUACACGCAUGACCCAACCUUCCUCUCCAGACGGACUCACGAACCCGACCGAUACGCCCCCGGCACAGCUCAAGGCCCUGAGCAAUAUCGACUACCUCGUACUCUCAGGGCUAUCUAAGAUUUUCGCAGGCUGUGCCACCUAUCCUUACCAGGUUCUUCGGGCCCGGUUACAAACGUACGAUGCAAGAGGAACCUAUAAAGGUGUUCGUGAUGCGUUUGUGCAAACAUUGCGAACUGAGGGACUAGCUGGAUUCUAUAAGGGCCUGGGACCAAACCUGGUCCGCGUCUUGCCCAGUACGUGGGUUACCUUCCUGGUGUAUGAGAAUGCAAGGAUAUACCUCCGGGUAGAUAAAUGA